UAUUAUUAUUGCUGUAGUAAUAAUAAUAUUAAUAAUAAUUAUUGUUGUUGUUGUUAUUGUUGGGUUGAAACAGACAGACAUACACUACUUGUUUCUGGCCGGUGUUGAUGCUCCAAGUUACUGAGCUCAGAGUGCCCGCUGUAAUUUGCUGAUAAUCGAUUAUUGAUAGCAGGAUCUUGUGCCAAGUGUACUGUGAUUAUUUAUUUUAAAUUAUUUUUAUUUUAGUAAUGGGUAAUUAUGGUAUCAGUGGUAUUUGAGGUGAGUGAGAGUGAUUAAUUGGGAUGCAGUCGUGCCGAGAAGGAAUGGAGCUUGCAAUGUGUCGGCAGCGGGAAUAAAGGCCGUGGCACACUAGUUUGAGGAAUGGCGUCGACGUGGCGUUGGAAAGAGCGGAAGCACUGCCAUAUCAUUUCGCUCGAGCCUUUGUUCUUUACAAAGGAAACCACAAAAAGGACUGCAGAGAAACUAAAGAAAAUUGUCGUCAGAGGUGCAUGGAACCCAAGUCUGAGGAAGCGGCCAAGCGAAACGGCCCUGUAGCGACUACGGUUCUAGAAAUCAAGAUACUGGACCAGUGAGAAAGGACACUGAUAAAAGAUAAACAAAAGCUCAAAUUAAAGGUGAUUUAAGUUGUCUUGAAAAAAAUAAAAAGAAAAAGAAAAAGAUUUACUGGCAAAGACAAAAGGGCUCACAAUGGGCCCGUUACUUCACGGUGUAACCCACUGAGCGAUGCAAGUAGUUAGGGCCGAGGCCCUGCUAGUGAGCAUGUGGCUCACUAGAGAAUGAAGAAGCAAAACGUCCGGACCCUAUCGUUGAUCGUCUGCACGUUCACCUAUCUCCUUAUCGGCGCUGCGGUAUUUGACGUCCUCGAGUCCGAGACGGAAAACCGGCGCAAAGAAGCGUUAGACGCCAUCGAGAGAAUGGUCAAACGCAAGUACAACAUAAGCGAAGACGACUUCAAAAUAAUGGAAACUGUCGUGCUGAAGACGGAACCACACAAGGCUGGCCAGCAGUGGAAAUUCGCCGGGGCAUUCUAUUAUGCCAUCACGGUCCUCACUACUAUCGGUUACGGGCACUCGACUCCAAAUACGAUAAGCGGUAAGCUGUUCACGAUGUGCUACGCGAUAAUCGGCAUCCCCUUGGGCCUCGUCAUGUUUCAAAGCAUCGGAGAGCGUUUAAAUAAAUUUUCAUCCGUCGUCAUACGCAAAGUCAAACAAAAACUCAACUGCGAGGACGUUCAGGCAUCGGAAAUAAACCUGAUCUUUGUGGUGACAUUUCUCUCAAGUCUGACGAUAACGGGUGGCGCAGCUGCAUUCUCAAAAUACGAAGGCUGGUCUUAUUUUGAUUCUGUGUAUUACUGCUUCAUAACACUGACAACGAUCGGCUUUGGCGACAUGGUCGCGCUACAAAAAGAUAACGCCCUCGACAAUAAACCCGAGUACGUUAUAUUCGCACUUAUAUUUAUUCUAUUUGGACUGGCGAUAGUUGCCGCCUCUCUCAACUUGCUCGUGCUGAGAUUUGUCACGAUGAACACUGAAGACGAGAGGCGAGACGAGGCUGAAGCGCUCCAGGCUGCGCAAGGAGCAGUCAGACUGGAGGGCGAUGUGAUAACUGCCAACGGCUCGAUACUCUCGGGGCAAAUGGGGAAUCAGGGAGACACGAUAUCGCUGGUAGACGAUGCGUCUGUGUGCAGUUGCAGGUGUACUGGUUUUUACAGGAAGCAACGGCGACCGCGGUUCACAGUACGUCGUUCGCCCGGCAAGAUCUCACAUCUGCUGCCUAUGCAGCAGUUUCCGGCCUCGAGUUUUAGGGAUGAUAUUCGUCCGCCGCCUCUCACGCCGCUGCUCCAACUACCGCCAAUUUACCCGCACAGAGCGAGCAUCUGACGACCCCCAUCGGUUAAAACUGUGCCCACACCCGCUCACGUAAUACUGCAGUACCAAAUGACGCGACGAGCGUCUUUUUGAACACAUACUUUAUCCAUUCCCUCUGCUCCCCUCACUACUCUACUCAUAUAUAUUUAAUAUAACUACAUCUACAUCUAUUAUAACACUACUAAUAUUAAUAAUAAUAAUAAUUGAAUAACUAGUGCGAGAAUUAUAUUAAAUAUUAACGAACAAUUAUAAAUAUAUAUAUAAAUAUAAAUAUAUAAUUCAAAUGUGAUACGAAAAUAAAGUAUUGUUGGGAGAAUGCGACAUGUGUCGCUCCAGAGAAAUAUUUCUCAAUCGCGUGCCAUAAACUCUAGCCAAAUUCCAAAGUCUCGAUGAUGAUAAUCAUCAUCAUCGUGGAAACUAACUUGUAGUACCAAUCGAACUAGUUUUGUCGAAACUAAUAAUCAUCUAUUACUAUUAUUAUUAACUUAUUGCCACAAAGAAAAAGAGUAAAUCUUGUUUAAUCUUACCACUAUUUCCUCGCUCAAAAUAUCGAAUAGACACAAACGUUAAUGCGUUAAUCCGAUCCAUGUACUUCCUGUUAGACUCAGACCGACUCCUCUCCUCAGUAGCCCCGUCUGUGUCCUAAAUCACGACAGAUUGCCGAGCCGGUGAUUCGGAGUGUCAUCCUCUAUAAAAUAUGUACAUCAGACUCCUGUUUAAUUAGUCGCGGACACCGAGGCUCGGGAUCUUGGUAAUCUUGUACAAACAAAAACGAAAUAAAUUUAUUAUUAUUUUAUUAAUUAUUUAUUAUUAUUAUUUUAUCAUAGCGAGCAAGUGACCAUGUGUUCCGUAGUGCGAGAAAUAACAAAUGCAUAACAAUAUAUAUAUAAAUAAAUAUAAUAUUUAUAUAUUUACGUUCAAACUUUAAAAAGAAGUAAAAUUUUUCAUUAAGAAUUUUUCAAUUUAUAUGUAUAUAUAAAAUAUAAAUAAUAAAUACAAAAUAGUUUUAGGUGCUACGAGUUGAGGCGACUUUGUGCCUCGAUGUAAAUAUAAAUAAUAAUAAUAAUAAUAAUAAUAAUAAUAAUAAUAAUAAUAAUAAGGGAUGAAAAUACAAUACAAUAAAAAAAAUAAUAAAAAGACACAACGCAGAUGCGGUGACGAAUAAAUUCCGAAUUUUACACUUCUUUAGUUUUAAGGGCUAAAUCAAUAGACUUUGUUGGUAAUAUGUCUCGUUGGCAAAAGUGUAUCUAAUUUAAUCAGAUGAUUUAAAUGUCGAUUUAAAUCACGGGACAAUGAUCCUUUGCCGCGCCAAGACGUUGUAACAAAUAAAAUUUUUAAACGGGUCAAUCAAG
Microplitis demolitor is the source of this 3220-nucleotide messenger RNA. RefSeq names its product two pore potassium channel protein sup-9 (gene Task6). Bases 777 to 1880 code for a protein of 367 amino acids. Gene Ontology annotation, biological process: stabilization of membrane potential; potassium ion transmembrane transport. Gene Ontology annotation, molecular function: potassium ion leak channel activity. The transcript is spliced from 8 exons. Gene Ontology annotation, cellular component: membrane. Lineage: Eukaryota; Metazoa; Arthropoda; Insecta; Hymenoptera; Braconidae. The record is from RefSeq and is a predicted model, not a curated record.